AUGAUCCCCAAUCGUCGAUUCAGUGAACAACAACAACAAUCCGAUAGUCGCUUCAUGUUUGCUCAGUUUGACGACGUCGUCGGCCAGAUCUAUCCCCUAUGCAAGGACCAAUAUGGUUGUCGGUUUUUCCAACGCAAGUUGGAAGAACGCCAAGAAGCUCAACGAGACGUCAUCUUUAAAGAAGUGUUUCCCCACUUUGUAGAACUCAUGACAGACCCCUUUGGCAACUACCUCUGUCAGAAAUUGCUGGAAUACUGUACCGACACUCAGCGUACUAUGAUUGUUGAACAAGUUGCCAAAGACAUGGUUUCCAUCUCUCUCAAUAUGCAUGGUACGCGAGCCAUGCAAAAACUCAUCGAAUUCCUCACUUUGCCACAGCAGAUUACUCUGGUGGUGGGUGCUCUGACACCUCAUGUGGUGACAUUGAUCAAAGAUUUGAAUGGCAACCAUGUCAUCCAACGAUGCUUGCAUCGAUUAUCCACGGAUGAUAAGCAGUUUAUCUAUGAUGCUGUCAGCCAAUUUUGUGUAGAAGUGGCGACGCAUCGUCACGGUUGCUGUGUUUUGCAGCGAUGUAUCGAUUUCUCAGCCGAUCACCAAAAGACUCAAUUGGUAGUGGAGGUGAUCCGUCAUGGUUUGACCCUGGUGUUGGAUCCGUAUGGUAACUAUGUGGUUCAGUACGUCCUGGAUCUCGGCGAUGCCAUGUUUUCCGACCGGUUGAUCCGACAGUUUAUCGGUCAUGUGGCCGCUCUGUCGGUGCAAAAGUUCAGCUCAAAUGUAAUUGAAAAGUGCAUCCGCGUCGCCGAAACUGAUACACGAAGGCAUCUGAUUGAAGAACUGGUGGAUAAACCCCGCCUAGAGAAACUCUUGCACGAUUCAUACGCGAAUUAUGUGGUACAAACGGCCUUGGACUAUGCCGAACCGUCGCAGCGAGAAAAGCUCGUUGAAUGUAUUCGUCCCAUCCUUCCGUCGGUCCGUCACACUCCCUACGGAAAACGGAUUCACAGCAAAAUCAAUCGGGAUCAACAACAAUUACAGCAGCAUCAGUCGCAACCUUCGCAAACCCAACCGGCCGCGCCAAUGCAACCAUCCCAAUCGUAUCAACCGCCACCGUCCCCUCAAGCCCCGGAACGACAACGUAUGCCACAGAGAGCCAUGACCAUGAAUACACUGUCGGCCCCUCUAUCGAGCACCAGCAAAGUAUUUGCAGGCUAUGAUGUGCAUCCGCUCAUCGGCGGCGAUUUCUCGAUACCCACUGUACCGUCUUUCCAAUCGAGUGCGUUUACCGCUUUUCAAAACCAUUAA
Molecule: messenger RNA, 1302 nt
Organism: Radiomyces spectabilis
Lineage: Eukaryota; Fungi; Mucoromycota; Mucoromycetes; Mucorales; Radiomycetaceae
Product: armadillo-type protein
Exons: 6
Coding region: 1-1302 (433 amino acids)
Biological process (GO): post-transcriptional regulation of gene expression
Cellular component (GO): cytoplasm
Molecular function (GO): mRNA binding
Source: RefSeq, a predicted model, not a curated record